Aspergillus fumigatus Af293 is the source of this 474-nucleotide messenger RNA. RefSeq lists its product as uncharacterized. Lineage: Eukaryota; Fungi; Ascomycota; Eurotiomycetes; Eurotiales; Aspergillaceae. The record is from RefSeq and is a predicted model, not a curated record.
AUGUCCACCCGUAAGAGAAAGCAAGAAGCCGAGGAGGAGGAAGAACUCCAGGCACUCCCUAGCGACGAAAGCGAAGAGGAAGAAGAAUACGAAGACUCCGAAGUAGGCGAAAGUGAAGAAGAAGGUAGCGAAGAAGAAGAGGAGUUCGAAGAAGACGAGGGCGAAGGCGAAGAAGAAGAAGAGGAAGAGGAAGAGCCCUCCAAGGACAAAGCUCCUCCCUCCAAGCGAAGAAAGACAGCCCCUGAGGGCGAGGCCAAGGAGAAUGGCAACGGUGUUCCUGCCAAAGACGAGGAUGAAGAAGAAGAAGAAGAAGAAGAAGAAGAAGAAGAAGAAGACGGAGAAGGCGAGCCAGAGGAUGAAGAGCCUGCGGACACCGCCAAAACCAGCACUCCUGCUGCAGCAGCGACCAAGGCUAAGGGGAGCGCUGGUCCCGCGGAGGCCGAGGUUGAAGUUGGGGAGGAGAAUGAGAAGUAA